AUGGAUAAGCAAUCUUGUCAUUUCGAAGGUCACCUGAAUUCUCCAAUAGUUGACGAUGAAGUCAGAUUCAUUUUAGGCUACGAUAAGUUCUAUUGUCACAGACAUGAAAAGCUUAAAAGCCUUUUUACCACAAAGUUCAAGGGGAUCCGACCUUACUCUGAAUAUUCAGGGUGUUAUUGGUCCCUUGCUGAAGAAAUAGUCUCUAAUUGUAAAUUCCGGGUACCUCAACGUGACUUGGAGUUCUCUCUCAGAGUAUUAGCUGAGGCAGCAGUAUGGAACACUCGAAUUCAUCACGAAGGUUACUAUGGGAUUAAAAUGAGUCUGGAACAUGAGCUGGAGAAUUACAUUACUAUCUUGCAUGACAGCAAAAUUCAAGAUCUUUACAAGAUUAAGACAAAAGUCGAACACAUCAAAAGUCAAAUCACAAACAUAGAACAGACACUCGGGGAGUUCCAUGUUGUUUCCGAUGACCUCCUGAUCGAAAAAGAACUAGCUAUUAUCAAGACCAAAGGAGAUUUUUUCCUAUUCCCGACAACACUAAUAAUGUGUGUCCUUGACAAUCUCCAAACUAGAUUUUAUAUUAGACUUCACGUUAUGAUAAAAGAAAGAAGUGACAAAAUACAAAAUUUAACUUUCCACUAUGACCUCCUUCAUUCAUCAUUAAUAAGACUUAGAGGAAAAUAUAAAAAUAGAUUUUUCGAAUUGAUGAAGAAUUGGGAUGCUUAUUGCAUCGGAGUUGCCGUAUCUGAUGAGAUCGAAGAUUUGGGAUUCAAGACCCUUAAGAGUUCAAUAGAAGAAAAUCUGUUUGAGGAAUUUGACAAAAGUAAUAUUCGAGAACUUCUAGAGACAAUUUCAUGUUAUGGAAUAACUCAUAGUAGAGACAUUGCAGUUCCUAUUUCCCUGUACUUCUCAAAUCUCAGUAAGAAUUAUGGGCACCCAAUUCUCCACCCGACAGAAGGGAUUGAGAAAUUAAGGCUCAACUCAAAGAAAGUUAUUGAGGUCGACGAUCAAAUAGCCAAAAAAGCAUUGUGGAUGUUCAGAAAGACGUACUUUAUUAAUUAUUUUAGAAAGAAAGGACACUACCCGAACCAUUCAAAGACUGGGGAAAUUCAUCCCACCCUUGAAGAGUGUCUCAAGGAUGAGAGGGCCCUAACUAAUAGCGAAUCUAAAAUUCUUCCUCUAUCUGCUUGGAAUAAUGUGGUCUUAAGAAAAAAUCAUGAUAUGAGCCUUGAGAUUGACGAAAAAGAAUUGCUUAAAGAUACGGCUUGUUCACCACCAAGAGAAGAAUGGUUCAGGCCAUACGACCAGUGCGCAUUUAUGAAUCUCUACGGCCAAAGAAAGCCGAAGAGCUGGACUCAUUUCGAACCACGAGUUUUGGCAAGAUACCUCAAAGGAGAGGAGGGGGAGUUGUCAAAGAAGAUUUUGGAACAAGAAAACCUUUAUUAUAAUCACCUGAGAGAUGAUAUCGUACAACUUUGCAGAAAAGAGAGAGAGUUGAACAUCAAGGGACGAGUCUUCUGCAAACAAACAUACGAAAUGCGUCUCAUGCAGGUAUGUAUGGAGAAAUCUUUAAGUGAAAAUGUACUACCCUAUAUCAGAGAGCAGUCAAUGAACAAACAAAUAUGGGAGAAGUGGUCUCUAGAUUAUCUACAACAACUGCAAUCAAGGUCAAAAUGGCGCUCUCCUAGUAAGAACAUUGAAGUGGGGGACGUCGUGGUAGUACGCGAAGACCAUAUUCCACCUGGAAAAUGGACUCUGGGAAGAGUCACAGAAGUUCACCCCGGAAGAGAUGGUUACGUUCGCAUCGUCUCGCUUAAAACAAAAAAUGGAGUCAUAAAAAGGCCAGUUAUUAAGUUGGCCCUCCUUCCGGUCAGUGAAAAUAAUCAACAGGUACAAUCCGUGUCGGAUAGUAACGCUCCAAAACAAGGUGUCCCAAGAGGGGAGGAAACCAAGAACUCAUAA
Messenger RNA from Leptosia nina, 1962 nucleotides. NCBI's taxonomy places the organism in Eukaryota, Metazoa, Arthropoda, Insecta, Lepidoptera, Pieridae. The record is from the annotation of a GenBank genome assembly.